Molecule: messenger RNA, 679 nt
Organism: Cynoglossus semilaevis (tongue sole)
Lineage: Eukaryota; Metazoa; Chordata; Actinopteri; Pleuronectiformes; Cynoglossidae
Gene: gng7
Product: guanine nucleotide binding protein (G protein), gamma 7
Exons: 4
Coding region: 315-521 (68 amino acids)
Biological process (GO): G protein-coupled receptor signaling pathway
Cellular component (GO): heterotrimeric G-protein complex
Molecular function (GO): G-protein beta-subunit binding
Source: RefSeq, a predicted model, not a curated record
GUGGACAGACGCUGGUAUUGGAGGGGGAGGCGUUUGGCUCGGUGAAGACGGGGAGUGAACGAGCAGAGAGGGUGAGGAACCAGCGGACCUGGCCCUUUAAAUCACCAAUACAACGCGUUUGGAGUGUCAAACCACCGUGAGCUCGGCCUUUUGACCUGAAGAGGGUUCCUGACGUCCAGUUCAGUCCAGUCCUGUCCUGUCCUGCUCAGAGUCCCCUCCGUCUCUCCGUCCUGUCACGCUGGUGUCCAGAGUGAAGCUGGUCUGCACGCCAUCAAUCAGUUUUCUCUGGUGUUGCUGUAUUCUGAUGGAUCAGUAUGUCCACCACUAAUAACAUCGCCCAGGCCAGGAAACUGGUGGAACAGUUGAGGAUCGAGGCAGGAAUCGAGCGUAUUAAGGUGUCUAAAGCAGCAGCAGACCUCAUGAGUUACUGUGAGCAGCACGCUCGCAGCGACCCCCUGCUGGUCGGCGUUCCCACCUCCGAAAACCCUUUCAAGGACAAGAAGCCCUGCAUCAUCCUAUAGCUGUGUUCUUACCCCACCUGACCUGACACACAUUCACACACACACACACAUACGGUACAUUCAGGCACACAGGAUGACACACACACACACACACACACACACAUGUUGCUUUAGUUCAGUACUUGAACUAACUCACAACAACUGCAAAUAUAUUAAGA